Brienomyrus brachyistius is the source of this 1642-nucleotide messenger RNA. RefSeq names its product kelch domain containing 8A (gene klhdc8a). The transcript has 7 exons. Lineage: Eukaryota; Metazoa; Chordata; Actinopteri; Osteoglossiformes; Mormyridae. The record is from RefSeq and is a predicted model, not a curated record. Gene Ontology annotation, molecular function: protein binding. Bases 578 to 1642 code for a protein of 354 amino acids.
AUACUGGCAGCUCCAUUCCCCACGUCCGUUGCCACACCGGCAGACUGCAGUGCAGAGAAUUUAUACAGGCUCUUGGAAGAUAUUUCACUUUAUAGUGAGAAUAGAUGACGUUCCAGCAAGGCUCGAUCUAAUAAUCUGAAAACUCAGGCUUCCUCGGACUUUACUAUAGCGAUUAGGUUACUGUAUUAAAAGCAUUAAUUUUAAUUUGUAUUUUUUUAAUCCUGGUAGUCUUAUUCUCCGCAUAAGUUAUUGUACAUGUCGAAAUGGAAACUGAACUUAUAUUCACAAACAAAAUUUAAAGCACAUAUUGGCCUAUGAAUAAGUAAAAUAUUACCGUCACACAAGGCAGACCAAACAUGGUUUUUGUAAUAGUUGCUUCAUUGGUAGAAUGCACUCCAAUGUGAAUGUUUUCUGCUGACAAGCAAAUAUUAAGCCUGCUUGCUGUCACGUUCAGCCAUUUAGAAAAGCGCGUUCUUGACGGCUGUUGCAACUCUGAAAUCACCAAUUCUACUAUCCAGAAGUGAUUCCCAGGCUUUUGACUCACGACUAAUUGUGCAAAUAUAGUGGCGCCUGAGGAAUGGCAAUUCCAGCCUCCCAUGAGUUCUACUGGCAGAGUCUGGCUCAGCUGUCUAGUGGGCGUGUUUAUCACACUCUAGUGGAGGCCAGAGGCCAGCUAUAUGUGAUGGGGGGCUAUGAUGAGACUGGGCACCCCACAAGUGCCCUAGAGCUCUACUGUCCUGAGACGGACCAAUGGGUCAGUCUGCCCCCAAUGCCCACACCUCGGGCAGGGGCUGCUGUGGCUGUCCUUGGAAAGCAGCUGCUGGUGGUGGGGGGUGUUGGAAAAGACCAGUGCCCUCUGAAGACAGUGGAAAUAUACAACACAGAAGAGGGAAGAUGGAAGAAAAGAAGUUCACUGAGAGACGCAGCAAUGGGUAUAUCCAUCAUAGUGAAAGAUGGCAGAGCAUUUGCUGUGGGUGGGAUGGGAGCAGAUCUCCUCCCCCAAAGUCACCUUCAGCAGUAUGACCUUCGAAAAGAUGUGUGGGCCGUCCUCCCUCUCAUGCCCACUCCUCGCUAUGACACCAAUGCCCAUCUGCUGGGAUCUAAGAUAUAUGUCUCAGGGGGACGUCAGAAUAAAAGAUGUGUGAAAGCCUAUGAGGUCUUUGAUUUUGAGACUCGCUCCUGGACAACACUUCCAAGUUUACCUUGCAAAAGAUCCUACUCUGGAGUGGUGUGGGAUGAAACGGGACGACUCUACUGGUUAGGAGGACUCCGACAAGGGGGUUCUCACCAAAGUUCUAAAUUCACCAAGAACAUCAAUAUCUUUGACACAAAUAAAGGUCUAUGGUUGAAGUCAGAAGACACAGUGUCCAUGAAGACCAAGCGGGCAGACUUUGCAUCUGCCUCCCUGCAUGGAAGGGUCAUUGUUGCAGGAGGAUUAGGGAAUCAUCCCUCUGUACUGGAUUCAGUGGAGGCCUUCCACCCAGAGAAGAAGAAAUGGGAGCGAGUUGCUCCCAUGUCUGUGCCUCGCUGUUCAGCUUCCAGCAUUGUAAUUCAAAAUCGCCUCCUGGUGGUUGGUGGGGUUAACCAAACCCCCAGCUCUGCCAAUGAGAUUCUGUAUGUAAAGGAAAAUGUGCUUCUUUAA